UUGCAAAAACAAAUUAAAGAAUUUGUUUUCAGGUUUAUAGGUGAUUAUGGGAAGCUUGUCACACCUUACACAUUCAAGAAAGACAUUCGCAACACCAACCCCUUCUCACCGUCUUUACGUGAAAGAACGAAACGCAUUGCGAAGGAACUUGCUUCGAUGCCUAACGCAUUGCCACUUAAUGCAAGCAACAGUAUUUUUGUGUGCGUCGACGAGGGAAGAUGUGAUAUAAUUAAGGUCCUAAUUUCCGGGCCCGAUGAUACUCCUUAUGCCAAUGGACUUUUCGAAUUCGAUGUGUUUUUCCCAACAAGUUACCCGUAUUCUCCUCCUAAAUGCGCCUUCUUGACGACGGGAGCUGGAAAUGUGCGAUUUAAUCCUAAUCUCUACAACGACGGGAAGAUUUGCUUAUCAAUUUUGGGAACGUGGGAGGGACGCCCUGAAGAAAAGUGGAGCUCUUACUGCUCGCUGAUGCAAGUUCUUGUUAGCAUCCAGAAGGUCAUUCUACGGCAUUUCUGGCUUAAGCGGCACGCUAUCAUAAGACAAGCGAAGAACUGGAUCGUGGAGAUGAGGAAGGACGCAGCAGAAGCUGAGCGAAAUCCGAAGCGCAGGGAAAGCCUCACAUUCGAGAGCCUCUACAAUCCCUAUCAUCAAGUGAAUCCUAAAUUGUACAAUUUUUGGUAG
This is a messenger RNA of Strongylus vulgaris, 678 nucleotides long. The record is from the annotation of a GenBank genome assembly. NCBI's taxonomy places the organism in Eukaryota, Metazoa, Nematoda, Chromadorea, Rhabditida, Strongylidae.